Mustela erminea (ermine) is the source of this 1205-nucleotide messenger RNA. RefSeq names its product transmembrane protein 18 (gene TMEM18). NCBI's taxonomy places the organism in Eukaryota, Metazoa, Chordata, Mammalia, Carnivora, Mustelidae. The transcript is spliced from 6 exons. The record is from RefSeq and is a predicted model, not a curated record. Gene Ontology annotation, cellular component: nuclear membrane. Bases 439 to 1053 code for a protein of 204 amino acids.
GGGGUGGUCAGUCCGGCGUCUGCGGAGGCCCGGGAGGCUGGACACGCCGGGCGCCCCGGCAGCCUAUUCCCGACGGGCAGGCCCCUGACCCGCGCUGGCCGGACGGAACCGCCGGCCCCGCCCCGGGCGCCCAGGCCGCGUCCACCGAGAGCCCCGGGGAGGUGCCUGCGCCCGCGGGUAUUGGCCACAUGGACCGUCCCAGACCCCGCGUGGCCCCGGGAGCGCGUCGCGGUCGCCCUCGUCCCCCCGGGUAGGGGUCGGAAGCUGCCCCCGGGCCUGCCGCGCGCCGCCGGCUGGGACGCGACCCCCGCCGCGCCCGCCGCGCCCGCCGCCGCAGAGCCCCCGGAAGCGCCCUCGGGGCCCUGGUCACAGCGUCUGAGGCCGCAGAAUACCGCGAGAUGUGGACGCCGCUCCCCGCCCACAGGGAGAUAUCGCGAGAUGUCCGGGAGCGGGCGGGUUUCGCGACAAGCGGAAAUCCCGCGAGAGGAGACGCCGGAGGCGUUCCCGGUGCGAUCCGACGGGGGCGGGGACCGCGAGACGGCGGUGGUGAGGGUGGGCUUUUCCGGGGACGAUGCCCUCCGCCUUCUCGGUCAGCUCUUUCCCCGUCAGCAUUCCGGCCGUGAUCACGGUUGCCAGAAAGCUUGGAGAAGAUGCCGUCGGGGAAUUGGGACGCCUCCGACCUCCCAAGCCCGAAGUCAGACAGACUGGACCGAGCCGUGGCUGCUGGGACUGGCCGUCUUCCACGUGCUGUGCCUGCUGCUCACGUGUCUGUCCUCCCAGAGGCACGGACUGCAGGUCGGACACUUCCUGUGCCUGGUGAUUUUGGUCUAUGGUGCUGAGUAUAUCAACGAAGUCGCGGCCAUGAACUGGAGGUUAUUUUCGAAAUACCAGUAUUUCGACUCACGGGGGAUGUUCAUUUCCAUAGUGUUUUCGGCGCCACUGCUGCUCAACGCCAUGAUCAUCGUGGUGAUGUGGGUCCGGAAGACGCUGGAUGUGAUGACUGACCUGAAGGCCCUGCAGGAGACGACAAGACAAAGGAAAAGGAGAGACUGACGCGGGUGGUCGUGUCGGUUUCUUGGGGGCACCGGGCUCCUCCGCGUCCUCGUCCCGCGCCUCCCUGUCGGCGGUCCGCACGUCUGCACGGAGGGUCCGCGCCGCAGAGCACACCUCGCGUUGCCCUUUAAAUAAACGCUGCCGACACUGCC